Molecule: messenger RNA, 5183 nt
Organism: Nannospalax galili (Upper Galilee mountains blind mole rat)
Lineage: Eukaryota; Metazoa; Chordata; Mammalia; Rodentia; Spalacidae
Gene: Epas1
Product: endothelial PAS domain protein 1
Exons: 16
Coding region: 553-3174 (873 amino acids)
Biological process (GO): regulation of transcription by RNA polymerase II; cellular response to hypoxia
Cellular component (GO): cytoplasm; nucleus; transcription regulator complex
Molecular function (GO): DNA-binding transcription factor activity, RNA polymerase II-specific; protein dimerization activity; RNA polymerase II transcription regulatory region sequence-specific DNA binding
Source: RefSeq, a predicted model, not a curated record
GGCAGCUGAGGCAGCCGGACAUUCGAGAGCUGCACGUGCACGGCUCCGGCUCUCCUGAGGCGGCCGUACAAUCCUCGGCAGUGUCCUGAGACUGUAUGGUCAUCUCAGCGGCCCGCCAGGCCCCGGAUCCCGGAUUCCUUCCCAUCCACUCACUUCGAACCACUUUUUUAUUUUUUUAAUCUUUUUUUUUUUUUUUUUUUCAAAUCCCAGAAACGUAACUCCUGUUCGGGCCGUGGGGUUGAAAAGGAACUUUGGCUCCCUUCUAGCUUGCUCUCUUUUGGAGUCUGACAACCUCCGCCCAUUCCUUUUCCCGGCCCCGCCUCUGUCUGCAGGUUCCUCCCAGUCACCCCUCUCCACCCCCCUCCUCCGCACCUAGACAGCCGUCCGCAAACUUCCACCUGAUUGCGCGGGGCACUCGGACCUGCGAGCACCAAGGACCUUUCAUACCUGCCCGGGCCACAGGAGCGGCCGAGGGCUACAGCAAAGGCAGCGGCUACAGCCCCUACGCCUAAGGAACCCAGGUGCUCGGCGUCCCUAAGGGCCGCGGCGACAAUGACAGCUGACAAGGAGAAGAAAAGGAGCAGCUCAGAGCGGAGGAAGGAGAAAUCCCGAGAUGCUGCAAGGUGCCGACGCAGUAAGGAGACGGAGGUCUUCUAUGAGCUGGCUCAUGAGCUGCCCCUGCCCCACAGUGUGAGCUCCCACCUGGACAAGGCCUCCAUCAUGAGACUGGCUAUCAGCUUCCUGCGUACACACAAGCUCUUGUCCUCAGUCUGCUCUGAAAAUGAGUCUGAAGUUGAGGCUGACCAGCAGAUGGAUAACUUGUACCUAAAAGCCUUGGAGGGUUUCAUUGCUGUGGUGACCCAAGAUGGCGAUAUGAUCUUCCUGUCAGAAAACAUCAGCAAGUUCAUGGGACUCACCCAGGUAGAGCUAACAGGACACAGUAUCUUUGACUUCACUCAUCCUUGUGACCAUGAGGAGAUCCGUGAGAACCUGACUCUAAAAAAUGGCUCUGGUUUGGGGAAGAAAAGCAAAGAUAUGUCUACAGAACGGGACUUCUUCAUGAGGAUGAAGUGCACAGUUACCAACAGAGGCCGAACUGUCAACCUCAAGUCAGCCACCUGGAAGGUCUUGCACUGCACUGGCCAGGUGAAAGUCUACAACAACUGCCCCCCUCACAGUAGCCUCUGUGGCUAUAAGGAGCCCCUCCUGUCCUGCCUCAUCAUCAUGUGUGAGCCAAUCCAGCAUCCAUCCCACAUGGACAUCCCCUUGGACAGCAAGACCUUCCUGAGCCGCCACAGCAUGGACAUGAAGUUCACCUACUGUGACGAUAGAAUCACGGAACUGAUUGGUUACCACCCUGAGGAACUGCUUGGUCGCUCAGCCUAUGAGUUCUACCAUGCUCUGGAUUCAGAAAGCAUGACCAAAAGUCACCAGAACUUGUGCACCAAGGGGCAGGUGGUGUCUGGUCAAUACCGGAUGCUAGCCAAGCACGGGGGCUAUGUGUGGCUGGAAACCCAGGGGACAGUCAUCUACAACCCCCGCAACCUACAGCCCCAGUGUAUCAUGUGUGUCAACUAUGUCCUGAGUGAGAUUGAGAAGAACAACGUGGUGUUCUCCAUGGAUCAGACUGAAUCCCUGUUCAAGCCCCACCUGAUGGCCAUGAACAGCAUCUUUGACAGCAGUAGCAAGAUGGACAUGUCUGAGAAGAGUAACUACCUGUUCACCAAGCUGAAGGAGGAGCCUGAGGAGCUGGCCCAGCUGGCUCCCACCCCGGGAGAUGCCAUCAUUUCUCUGGAUUUUGGGAACCAGAACUUUGAAGAGUCAUCAGCCUAUGGCAAGGCCAUCCUGCCCCCAGGCCAGCCAUGGGCUGCAGAGCUGAGGAGACACAUUGCUCAGAGUGAGUCUGGAAGUCUGCCUGCCUUCACUGUACCCCAGCCAGGUGCCCCAGGGAACACCACCCCCAGUGCCACAAGCAGCAGCAGCUGCUCUACGCCUAGCAGCCCUGAAGACUAUUACACAUCUCUGGAAGACCACUUGAAGAUUGAAGUGAUCGAGAAGCUCUUUGCCAUGGACACAGAGGCCAAGGACCAGUGCAACACCAAAACAGACUUCAAUGAGCUGGAUUUAGAGACUCUGGCACCCUACAUCCCCAUGGAUGGGGAGGACUUCCAGCUAAGCCCCAUCUGCCCAGAGGAACCCCACAUGCCAGAGGGCCCCCAGCCUACCCCCCAGCACUGCUUCAGUGCCAUGACAAGCAUCUUCCAGCCUCUGGCCCCUGGGGGCACCCACAGCCCCUUUCUUCUGGACAAGUACCAGCUGGAGAACACGAAGACAGAGCCUGAGCACUGGCCCAUGUCCUCCAUCUUCACUGAUGCUGGGAGCAAGGGGUCCCUGCCCCCAUGCUGUGGCCAGGCCAGCACUCCUCUCUCUUCUAUGGGGGGCAGAUCCAACACUCAGUGGCCCCCAGACCCACCAUUACAUUUUGGGCCCACGAAGUGGCCUGUUGGAGACCAGAACAAUGAAUCCUUGGGGGCUCUGCCAUUGGGGCCAUCACAGUUGGAGCCCUCCAUCACCUCGCCCCAUGUCUCCAUGUUCAAAAUGAGGUCUGCAAAAGACUUUGGGGGUCGGGCCCCAUUCAUGAUGAGCCCAGCCAUGAUAGCCCUCUCCAACAAACUGAAGCUGAAGCGACAGCUGGAGUAUGAGGAGCAAGCCUUCCAGGAUGCAAGUGAGGGGGACCCUCCAGGUGCCAGCAGUAGUUCCCAUCUGAUGUGGAAACGCAUGAAAAGCCUCAUGGGUGGGACCUGUCCUUUGAUUCAGAGCAAGCCCCUCAAUGCAAAUGUGCCUCCUGAUGAAUUCAUCCAAAACCCCAUGAGAGGCCUGAGCCAGCCAUUGAGACACCUGCCACCACUGCAGCCUCCAUCUGCCAUGAGCCCAGAGGAGAAUGCCAAGAGUGGGUUCUCCCCACAGUGCUACCCCUCCCAGUUCCAGGACUACAGUCCACCGGCAGCUCAAAAGGUGUCAGGCAUAACAAGCCGACUGCUGGGGCCAUCAUUUGAGCCCUACCUGUUGCCGGAACUGACCAGGUAUGACUGUGAGGUGAAUGUCCCUGUGCCAGGAAGCUCUACUCUCCUGCAAGGAAGGGACCUCCUCAGAGCCCUGGAUCAGGCCACCUGAGCCAGGGCCUUUGGCCGGGCAUGCCCCUGCCAGCCUGUCCUGCCAGCUUCACCUUACGUCUGUGUUGCUACUAGGUAUUUCUAACACCAGCACACUUCCUACAAGAUGUAUUUACCUGGCUGAUUUGACCCGGUCACCAAGCAGAGUGGCCUUUUUCUGAGAUUCUCACUUUAUUUUCUGUGUUUUCAAAAUACGUAGUUGUUUUACCUGCUAUUUCACUGUCGAUGAAAAUGUUCUAAAAUUUUAUAAGAUUUCCUCUCCCUCCCUUGAAUUACUUCUAAUUUAUAUUACCCGAAGUCUCCCCUCACGUGCAGCACCAGUACUAACAAGCGUGGUGGAUGCUGGCUCUCCUCCGAAGGAAAGCUUUGGCUUCAUUCAACUCAAAAGUGUUUUUGUCAUUGUUGUUGCCAAAGAGAAAUGAAAAGGAUUUUGCUUUCCAAGCUCUGUUUGUGGCUUCCCUCCCUUUUUACGACUAAUCACCAUAUUGUAAAUUUUAGUGUUUUUUAAAAAGACAGUUCUUUGUGCUGAUUUUGAUACGACUUAUGGGGCAAAAGAGCAAUGUGAAGGGUAAACUCCAGUGUGCCGUUAGCUGUGAAAGUUACACAGUGUGGCUCCUCCUAAACUGUUUGGUGCCCUCUCCACCAUCUCGCCCCAGGCCCAGGGGAGUUUUUAAUUGUCAUUCAAAAGCAUAACAGUUUUUUAAAGGAAAAUUUCUAUCGGGGUUUAGUGUUUAUCAUAUAUAUGGGUACUCUGUAAUAUCUAAAAACUUAGACAUGGAAAUGGAAUCCUGCUCACAAAAUCACUUAAAAUCUUCUUAGAGCUGUUAAUUUGAUUCUUCUCGGUGCUGUGGACACUGCGGAACUGUACAGUACUCCCACAGGCCUGUGCUAACACUCUACAGAUCUCUCUGGUGACUUUGUGCUUUAUGCCAUAGGUGUGACAAACAAUCCCAGGAGUGGAGUCCUUAAGGGGGAGCAUUGCGAGCUCUCUUCUCAUUGUGUUCUCUAUGUAUUAUGUAUGUAUGUAUUGUUGCUGCCAUGAGGGUCUGAUGGCACGUGGGGGUGGGGGUGGGGAGGAAGCGCUUUAACUUUUCUUCAGGUGUUGCUAGCCCUUCAAGUGCACUGAGCUAUGUGACUCCAAUGAUCUCUCACACGGCACAUUGGAAUAUUUCCACAACUGCCAUGAAAUGGUUUUGAUGGGAAUUCAUGAAGCAAGUGAGGAUUCAGAAAUGAUGUGAUGGCCCAGUCCUUGUCCUCCUAGCUCGAGGCUAUGGAGCUGGACUGAGAGAGGGUGCCAGGUGGACGGCUGUGGGUCUGACCAGUCCUGCACCCCACCCAUCCCCAACUUGCGGGGUAGAAGACCCUGCUAGGCCAAGGUGCAGCGCUCCCUGUUGGCAAGCAGCAGGCAGACCUCUAGGGACAGCCCCUAGCUGAGGUCUCUGUCACAGGAAGUGACAUGUAUAGGUAGGAAGCACUGAAAACAGUGUUCCCAGAGCACUUUGUAACUCACUGGGAAGAGGGGCGACACCUUUGGGUUUUUAAAUGCCAGUCGACAUGGGACUUUGCUGACUUGGGUACAAUAAAACUGCAAUCUAAAUGCACACAAAGCACAUCAGGCAAGAAUAUGGUAAGCCCAGAUGGACUUACUGCCAAAACAAAAAUUCACUUUCACAAUAAAUCUGUGUCAUAGGAAUAAAAUUACCUAGGCAAGGUGUCGCCCACAUCACACAUUGGCAGAACUUGAAGGGUUACUGACAUGUAAAUGCUGGUAUUUGAUUUCCUGUGUUUGUUGCCCCAGCAUUAAGGGCAUUUUCCCUUUGCAGUUUUACUAAAACACUCUGAAAAAUAUUCCAAGCUUCAUAUUAACCUUACCUGUCAAUGUAAUUACUUCAUGAACAUUAUUUACAUUGUCAAAUCUCUACUGACAACAUUGUAACUGUAUGGGAGCUUAACUUUAUAAGGAAAUGUAUUUUGACACUGAUAUCUUAUUAAAGUAUUCUGAUCCUAUCA